This is a messenger RNA of Penicillium soppii, 1242 nucleotides long. RefSeq names its product lysophospholipid acyltransferase family protein. The transcript has 2 exons. Bases 1 to 1242 code for a protein of 413 amino acids. Gene Ontology annotation, molecular function: acyltransferase activity. Gene Ontology annotation, cellular component: endomembrane system. Lineage: Eukaryota; Fungi; Ascomycota; Eurotiomycetes; Eurotiales; Aspergillaceae. The record is from RefSeq and is a predicted model, not a curated record.
AUGGAAGCGACUGAGAUUCGACAGCGCAAGCCGGCCGAAAAUAUGACCGAGCUCCUAAAACUCUCGACCAAACCCCCCACAGAACCCCAUCUCAAACAUGGCGUUCCCAUGCAGCUUUUACGCUCCUUCUUGCUAGGAACAUGGAUGAACUGCUGUGUUAUGGUGAUCUGUGUGACGCAGCUAAUCGGCUGCCCGUUGUAUGUGAUCAACAGACGCUACUACUACUCGUAUAUGGCCUACACAAAACAAUGUUUCGCACUCGUCCUCACCGCUUUCACACAAUGGAGCUCUCCAACUCUACAGCGAGUCAGUGGUGAUGCUAGCGUGCGUGGUCAAAUCCAUAUUUCAAAAGGUGGAUUGCUGGAGACCCGCUUCCCAGAACGUCUCGUCAUGAUCUCCAAUCACCAGGUGUACACCGAUUGGAUCUACCUCUGGUGGGUGGCAUAUACGAAUGAGAUGCACGGCCGCAUCUUCAUUAUCCUGAAGGAAUCGCUAAAGUACAUCCCCGUUCUUGGCACGGGCAUGAUGUUCUACGGCUUUAUCUUCAUGGCUCGCAAGUGGCUGGCCGAUAAGCCGAGACUUCAGCACCGCCUGGAAAAGCUGAAGACCAACUAUACGGGCUCGAACUCGGCUCGUCCGACGUAUGAUCCCAUGUGGCUUUUGAUUUUUCCCGAGGGAACGAACCUGUCCAUCAAUACCAAGGGUCGCAGCGAUGCGUGGAGUCUAAAGCAGGGACUGCCUUCUUUCAAACAUGUGAUUCUUCCUCGCUCUACUGGGCUGUUCUUCUGUCUUCAGCAGUUGCGGGGAACUGUGGACUGGGUGUAUGACUGCACAAUAGCCUAUGAGGGACCACCAAAGGGAAGCUACCCGGAUAAAUACUUCACGCUUCGCUCGACAUACUUGCAAGGACGUCCACCGACUUCCGUGAACAUGCAUUGGCGACGCUUCCAGGUCUCUAAAAUUCCCCUCGAGGACCAAAAAGAGUUCGAGGCUUGGAUGAUCGAGCGCUGGGCUGAGAAAGACCAGCUUAUGGACGAGUACUUUGAAACAGGCCGCUUCCCAUCUGAGUUGGCCGGUUCUAUCAAGGCUGAGCAUGCAGUCGAUGGGCAGAAGGUUGCUGCAGAAGCUGGAUUUGUAGAGUCAUAUACUCGUCUGUCCCACUGGAGUGAGCUUGGUUCAAUCUUUGUGGUUCUAUUCAGUGUUGCUGCUUUCUGCAAAUUUGUAACUAGCUGGCUCCAGUGA